GAAGAAACCACUUUCACAUUCGCCGGGCUCCAACAAGAUGGCGUCGACGUCCGUGCUGCAGCACUUUGAGACGUACCAAAAGGCACGGGUGAGCUUCGUCCAGGCCGUCGCAGAGGCAGCGACGCGCCCGCAGAACAUCGAGGUCAUGCAGAACGCCGGAGUAAUGCAGCUCCUUCGCCCGCUCCUACUGGACAACGUACCUAGCAUUCAGCAGUCGGCAGCGCUGGCCUUGGGUCGGCUCGCCAACUACAGCGACGACCUGGCCGAAGCCAUUGUUGGCAACGAAAUUCUACCGCAGCUUGUCUACUCACUCUCAGAGCAAAACCGAUUCUAUAAGAAGGCUGCGGCUUUCGUGCUUCGCGCAGUGGCCAAGCACUCGCCAGAGCUCGCUCAAGCCGUCGUCGACUCUGGUGCGCUCGAGGCGCUGGUCCCGUGCCUCGAAGAGUUUGACCCGACCGUGAAGGAGGCCGCGGCGUGGGCGAUCGGGUACAUUGCGCAACACACGAGCGAACUCGCGCAGAGCGUUGUGGACGCUGGCGCCGUGCCUCUCCUCGUGCUCUGCAUCCAAGAGCCCGAAAUCACCCUCAAGCGCGUCGCAGCCUCAGCGCUUAGCGACAUUGCAAAGCACUCACCCGAGCUCGCGCAGGCAGUGCUUGACCCAGGGGCCGUAGCGUACCUGGCCCCGCUCGUGCAGCACCCGGACGCCAAACUCAAGCGGCAAGUAUGCAGCUGCCUCGCGCAGAUCGCGAAGCACUCGGUGGAUUUGGCCGAGGUCGUCGUCGAGGCCGAGAUCUUCCCCAACAUUUUGCACAACCUCAACGACAUCGACCACUGCGUGCGCAAGAACGCGGCGACUUGCAUCCGUGAAAUCGCCAAGCAUACACCGGAGCUCGCCAAGCUCAUUGUCAAUGCUGGCGGCGCCUCGACGCUUGUCGACUACGUGGCCGAGGCGUCGGGCAACAACAAGCUUCCGGGCAUCAUGGCGAUCGGGUACAUUUCCGCUUUCAGCGAGACGCUGGCGCUGGCCAUCAUCACGACCAAGGGCAUUGCGCCUGUCAAAAACGCCCUCGUCUCAGAGCCCGAAGACCACAUCAAGGCGGCGAGCGCCUGGACGCUGGGACAGAUUGGGCGCCACACACCCGACCACGCGCGCGCGAUUGCUGAGGCCGACGUGCUCCGGCACUUGCUCGCGUGCAUGAUCCACCCGAAUUCAUCGGACGACCUCAAGACCAAGGCGAAGCGCGCGCUCAAGUCGAUUCUCGCCAAGUGCACGCACCUUCAGGCGCUCCAGCCGCUACUGCGCGACGCGCCCAUGAAGGUCCAAAAGUACAUUCUCAAGCAGUUUGCGCAAAUGCUACCCCACGAUCUCGAGGCGCGCAGGUCCUUUGUGCAGAACGGCGGCCUUCAGUUCCUUCAGGAGCUCAGCGAGGCGGCGGGUGGAAAGCUCACCGAGUACAUCAUGGAGAUCAACAAUUGCUACCCGCCCGAGAUUGUCGAGUAUUACUCGCCCAACUACUCCAAGACACUCCUCGACAAGCUCGACGAGUACCAGCCCCAAGUGCGGUAAGGCAGCUAUAAGAAACAGCUUGCGCUUAACCAAGUGUAUAUAUGUAUGCACACCAUUGUCGAA
Molecule: messenger RNA, 1630 nt
Organism: Saprolegnia diclina VS20
Lineage: Eukaryota; Oomycota; Saprolegniomycetes; Saprolegniales; Saprolegniaceae
Product: sperm-associated antigen 6
Exons: 4
Coding region: 38-1567 (509 amino acids)
Biological process (GO): cilium movement
Cellular component (GO): microtubule cytoskeleton
Molecular function (GO): microtubule binding
Source: RefSeq, a predicted model, not a curated record